AUGAACGACUCGUCGCGAGUGAUUUCGAUGAUCCACGAGUCGAGCGAUUAUUUCGACGACGAGCUGACGAACAUCGCGUGCGAGAUAUGCUUCGAGCCGUUCAGUCAUGCGCAUCGGCCGCCGAAAUUGUUGCCGUGCGGUCACAAUUUUUGCGAGACUUGCAUUUUCAGCAUGUGCUGUCAUCAGGAGUACUAUCUUCUCGACUCCAUCAAAUGCCCGACUUGUCGACGCGCAUUUUCCACCGACACCGCUCGACAGGCUCCGACCAACUAUGAUCUUUGCAAAAUUCUCGAGACGGUUCAGAAGCGGCGAGAUCAGAACAUCACUGUCAUUCAUGUGCCCGAUGAGACGCCGCCGCCGCCGCCGCCGCGAAAAACGGCGAGCAUUGUGACGAGGAAAUGCAAAAAGCUCGCCGAGAAAUCCGAGGAUUCGAAACACCUGCGAUGCGCCGAGUGUCAACGCAAAAUCUCGCAGAGGAACUUUUUUCGUGUCGCGAGAUAUUGCGUCGAUUGUACGAGUACUUCGAGAAUGACAAUUGUUUGCCUUGAAUGUUGUGUGAAUCAGCACAACGGGCAUGAGCUGCUCACCGAGGAUCAACUUCACUCGAAUCAGCUCAAAAUCAUCACCGAGCUUCGAGACAUUCGCCGUCGUGUCGUCGACAGCUCGGCGACGUUCGAUAAGCGUAGUGAGGAGAUUCGCGAUAGCGGCCGCAAGAUUUGCGUCUCCCUGACCGCGGAGAAGCAGAGUCUAUUGACGUAUACGCUCGCCUCGAUCGACGAUGUGAUUCGGAGGAUCGAGUGCGCGCCCAUCAUGUUUCCGCCGGUGUUGAAGACCAUUCGCGAUGAGCAAGUGCACAAUUACACACGGCUCAGCAAACUCAACAAUGAACUCGAGAAGAGUUUGAUUGCGAGAAAGAACACCAAGCCGGUGACGAUGCCUGAUCGCCCUUCAACUUCAGCGAAUGCGCCUCUAAACCGUUCGUUGUCAGCAAGGCAGUCGAGGGUUUCCCUUCGGGGCGAUGACUCGAUAUGGCAUGAAUCGAUUGAAGCGUUGUGUCGACUUAUGCCGUCGCAUCCGAUGUGCCUUCAACUGAGCUUCCAUCAUUCCACCGUCUCGUCGAAGGAUACGGUUGAGGAGAGGAAGCGCAAGAUCAUGUCGUGUGCUCAUGCUGCGUCUUGUAUGUUGGACUCAGAUAUCUCGCUGUCCAUGAUUCCGCUGUUCGCGGAUGUCCUAUUGAAUUGUUUCUAUCAACUGAACAAGCUGUCGAGAAACAAAUUUGUUGAUAAGCGGACGUAUCGACGUGUGGAUGUUUGGAAGCAGAUUCAGACAUCCUACACGGAAUUGUUGAAGAUUGCCGCCAAAAACUUUCCUGCCUAUCAUCCGGAACGAAUUGAUAUUCUUGACGAUCUUGCCUAUCUGUGCCAUUUGUUCUCGGAUGUGUGCGAUCAGGCGACGGUGACGAUUUGCAUAAUUGAAGCGGCGCGAGCGCGAGCGGCCGACUCGUCGAGUUUGACCGAUGAGGAGCAGGCGAGGAGCAACGAGCGGCUGAUGCUCAUCGAUGAGCACUUGUCGGAAUGCCGACGACUGCAGAAGCUCAGCGAUUUGCGAAGCCACAAGAAAGAUAAAGUCGAAGGAAGGUUCAAGAGGAUAUUUGGAAGUUGUUUUAUGCCGCAGAAGAAGAUUACGUAA
Molecule: messenger RNA, 1689 nt
Organism: Caenorhabditis bovis
Lineage: Eukaryota; Metazoa; Nematoda; Chromadorea; Rhabditida; Rhabditidae
Source: the annotation of a GenBank genome assembly